UUUAAGUCUAUGUCAUUUUCCAAAUAGUUUUAGAACUCUGGUAAUAGUUUUUGCUUUUAAAAACAGGACAUUUUGAUAUGGUGCUCGAGAUGUUUAAAAUGUUCACCGUACGAAAGAGGAAGAACAGUAACGAUUAUUUACCGAGCUAUGAAAACAUGGAUCCCUACCAGAAAGACCAACCUCAGCCUAACCUGUGUUAUUUCUCUGGUUUGAUUCUCCUGGUCCAGGGUCUAGGACUCACCGCAGUCAUCCUGGUGGCAGUAUGGAUGGGUCACUUCCAGGGAGGGUUUGCCUGGCAGGAGGAUCCUGACAAGGAGUUCAACUAUCACCCUGUAUUUAUGGUGAUAGGGAUGAUAUUCCUGUAUGCUGAUGCCAUCCUUGCAUACCGUGUGUUCAGAAAUAUAAACAAGCUUUAUAUCAAACUGGUGCAUGGGGCCAUACAUUUAGGGGCACUGAUAUUUGCCUCAGUGGCCUUGAAGGCUGUGUUUGACUCCCACAACCUGAAGAUGAAGGACGGGAAACCAGCCCCGAUACCCAACCUGUACAGUCUGCAUAGCUGGAUCGGGAUCAUCACUGUGGUUAUGUUUGGCUUGCAGUGGGUUUGUGGCUUCAUAGCCUUCUUCUUUCCAAAACUUGGGUUUGCUGGGCGAACCUUGUAUAUGCCACACCAUGUGUUCUGGGGCUUGGCUGUGUUUGGUUUGGCUUGUGCUGCUGCACUCACUGGGAUCACAGAAAAGGCAUUUAUCCUGAUGUUUGCUGCAGGCUUCAAAUAUUCCAUGCUUCCCUCUGAAGGUGUGGUCAUCAACUGUCUAGGGUUGUCGAUCAUUAUGCUGGCUGUCGUUGUGUUCUAUGUUGUAACAAGACCUGAGUACAAGCGUCCCAAAGGCCCAGAGGAGGAAGAACGUAUUCAACUUUCCUCCAACUAGGAGAGCUCUUCAAGGGGAGCUAGCAACCAGAAAGUACUCCCAAGGGACAUAACUGAAUGUUUCUAAUUGGGAGGAAUAGAUAUAAUUAUUAUUUUAUCUUGAACAAAACCGGAGAGAGUAUUUUAAUGAGAAAUACAUAUAUAAAUUUAGAGUAGUAAUUGUGUUACAGCUAGUUAUUUCAGCAGAUUAGUUUGGCUCUUGAAUAUAGAGAUGCGAAUAAAGGCUUGCUGAUGAUUAUUUUUGUCAUAUAUAUAGUUAUAUAUACAAUGGCAUGUAAACCAUGCAGAAGUGUCAUAAUUUGAUUAUAUAGUGAAACUGAAACUGAAUAAUUUAAUUAAUCUUCUAUACAUAUACAGUGGUAUAUUCAAUGCAUUGUACAUUUAAUGUAACAAGCCUUGAUAUAUAAAUGAUGAAAUUAAUGUAAAAACUCACAAAAAAUUAAAAACUAACACCUGCUAACACUAUUAUCAGAAAAUUUAAAACAAUACCAUAAAUUCUUUGAAACACAGUUAUUAAGAUUUUGUUUAAAUGUAUCAAGUUAUUCACUUUUCUGCGUCAUGCUAAUGGCAGUUCAUUCCACAGUUUUGGACCAAUAGUUCAUAAACUUCUUUCAUUGAAUGUUUUGCUCUUGUUGUAUGGAACAACAUAACGACAAAAAACAUUACUUGGCACCUUUCUAAAGUAUGUCAGCAUUUGGAGGCCAGUCUAGGAUUGGUCAGUUUAAAGGUUGCUUUUAGAACCAGCCAGUCAGAUGUUAGAGGUCAGAACUUUUAUAACUGAACCAUUGUCUAAAUACUAUUUCAGUUGAUAAGAGUGAAUUUUAUGUCUUGAAAAAAAUCAUGUAUAUAAGUGAACAUGACCUGAUUCUAUGAAAAAAUAUUAAUUCUAUAAGACUGCAGUUGCCUAGUAGAUUUUUUGUGAAGUCGUCUGAAAUAACUGGCUGUAUUCAAAUGAAUUAUAUAUUUGUUGUGUUGUGAAAGAAAAAGAAGAAAAGCUGCUGUUGUAUUUGCUACUGUAACCAUGGUUACAGUUUGUAAAAGCUCUGUUGAAAUACUUUGUUUUAAUUUGUUAAGAUCAUAAUAAAUUCUUAUAUUGUUAAUAUAAAACCCAAAUUAUGCUUUAUACUUGUUAUUGAUUUUUGUUAGCUCGACUAUACGAAGUAUAAGGAGAGCUAUCCUGCUCGCCCCGGCAUCGGCGUCGGCGUCUUUCCGCGUCCCCACCUUGGUUAAAGUUUUGGUGCACUUUCUCUUUUUUCAACUUAUCUCUGUAAUUACUUGAUGGAUUUGAUUCAAACUUGAAAUACUUAUUCCUGAUCAUCAUCCACAUCAUCUGACAUAAGGGCCAUAACUCUGGCACCAAUAUUUCAUGAAUUAUCCCCCCUUUUCACUUAGAUUUUCAGGUUAAAGUUUUGAUGCACUUUCACUCUAUCUCUGUUAUUACUGAAUGGAUUUGAGUCAAACUUAAAAUAGUUGUUCAUCAUCAUCACCCACAUCAUAUCACACAAGGUGCAUAACUCUGGCACCAUUUUUUCAUGAAUUAUGCCCCCUUUUUACUUAGAAUUUCAGGUUAAAGUUUUGGUGCACUUUCACUCUACCUCUGUUAUUACUGAAUGGAUUUGAAUCAAACUUAAAAUAGUUGUUCAGCAUCAUCACCACAUCAUAUGACACAAGAUGCAUAACUCUGGCACAAUUUUACAUGAAUUAUUCCCCUUUUUACUUAGAAUUUCAGGUUAAAGUUUUAUGCACUUUCACUCUGUUAUUACUGAAUGGAUCUGAUUCAAACUUAAACAGUUGUUCAACAUCAUUACCCUUAUCAUAUGACACAAGGUGCAUAACUCUGGGACCAAUCUUUCAUGAAUUAUUUCCCCUUUUUACUUAGAAUUUUAGGUUAAAGUGUUGAUGCACUUUCACUCUGUCUCUGUUAUUACUGAAUGGAUUUGAUUCAGACUUAAAAUAGUUGUUCAACAUCAUCACCCACACCAUAUGACACAAGGUGCAUAACUCUGGCACCAAUAUUUAAUGAAUUAUGCCCCUUUUUGCUUAGGGUGUACUUAUAUAGUGUUUUGAUACAUUUUAUUUUUACCUGUCUUAUUACUUUAAGUUGAUAUUUUUGACACAGACUCAGGCUGUUGUGUAAUAUCUUCAGCCACAAUUGGAGUCAUUAAACACUCCAUUGACAGCUCUAGUUUCCUCAGAUGUGCCCAGUUUCACUAUCCAGCAUCGAAAUAGUUGAGCGCGCUGUCUCCUGUGACAGCUCUUGUUUCUAUAUGUACAUACAUAACAGAUUUUUGUUCUUUUAUGUAUAUACAUAACAGAUUUUUGUUCUUAAAUGUAUAUACAUAACAAUACCAGCAGUCAUCCUUGGAAAUGUUUUGGCCUUGGAAUUCAGUCUGUCGAUCUUUAUCUUUCUUUCUGUGUUGGAAAAUCAGUUUUAUCAGAAAGUCGAUCAGAGACAAGUUAUGCUAAUUAGCAUGGAGUUAUUUGCAUGCAUAAAUGCAUUAUUAUACAUGUCAGUUAGCUUACAUUAUCAACAUUUCUUCCCAGGUAGGGAAUUUUAUUUUGUAUAGAAUUUUGCUCUGUGUCAGGUGUUUCAGAAACACAUUUCAUCUUUGUCACAAGCCUUUAAAGCAUCUAUGUGGUAAUAGAUAUUUGAAAAAAUUAGUCAGUUUUGUAAAAGUUAUAAAAGACUUCUAACACAUGGUGAAAAUUGAUAUUGUCAUUUUGUCUUUCAAACAGAUAGUCUUGGAAACAAUUGUAUACUAUUAACUUUUUGUUUUUUGUUGUUCAAGUUCUUUGCACUAUUUAUUAUUUUAUAGAAUAUAGAUGCACCACGCCAUGAGAAAACCAACAUAGUGCAUUUGCAUCCGCGCAGUCGAGUCUGGAUUACUGCUGUUUGCUUUCAAAGCCUAUUGUAAUUAGAGAAACCCAGAUUGCAUGGAUGCGCAGGCUGGUAUGGAUCCAUGCUGGUUUCAAAUUCACUGUGUUGGUUUACUCAUGGCACAGCUCAGAUGCAUGUAUAUUUUCUAUUUAUUAUUCUUAUAGUGAUUGAAACAAUACUUGUGAUAGACAAAAUUGCUGUUCAAAAAGCACGACAGUGUGAAAGGGUGGCCAUAUUUUUGGAUGAAAGUUUAAAGCAUGUACUAGUAUUUAUUUAGAAAUGCUAAUGAUUGCAAUAUCUUGAAUUCAGUUUUUUUUUCCAACAGUAAAACUUCACAUUUUGAUAAAUCAGUCCUUUUCUUCCUCAUAAUCAUGGAAGGAGACAGGAGGAAAAAGGAAAUGUCUAUGGAUUAAUUGAUAUACAUUUUAUAGUUUUUUAUUCUUUCCUUUUGCUAUAAUGAUAUGUCAUUUUGAAGAAAAAGGUUGUUUAGUUGUUUAACACAACAAGAGUUUAGAAAAUAUGUCUACACAUAUUUUUUUUCUGCAGUGUUUUAUUAUGUUGUAAAUAUUUGUUCUUCAUCAUCUUUAAAUGUUUAUUUCAUUCACAUUUCUCCACUUCAGAAGGAAUAUUUGUCAUUAUCUUUUUUUGCAUAUUCUCCAACAGUAUUUUGUCAUCUCCUGUUCGUUUUCUUUAGUAAAACAACUAAAUGUACAUUGGUUUUAUUGCUAAUAAAAUCUCGGUGUA
This is a messenger RNA of Mercenaria mercenaria, 4547 nucleotides long. Its product is annotated as transmembrane ascorbate-dependent reductase CYB561-like. NCBI's taxonomy places the organism in Eukaryota, Metazoa, Mollusca, Bivalvia, Venerida, Veneridae. The record is from RefSeq and is a predicted model, not a curated record. The transcript is spliced from 5 exons. Bases 78 to 926 code for a protein of 282 amino acids. Gene Ontology annotation, molecular function: oxidoreductase activity.